AUGAAUUGUUGCAAAUUGAGAUUGAGUCUAAUAGUGCUCAUUUUAGCAAUAAUUGUUUCUUCAAAUUAUUGUUUUGGUAAGGACGAUGUUACAAAUGAAGAUAACUCAACAGCUACAAAUACUGAAAACAAUGAAACUUCCGAAAAAGGAGAUGAUAUAGUGGCUUCUGAUCAGGACUCUAAUUCUUUAAAUGUUGAAAACACAGAGGAGGGGGAGAAUAAAGAAGAGAAAAAAGAAACAGAAAAUAAAGAAAAUGAGAAUAAAGAAGUGGAGAAUAAAGGAGAGGGGAAUAAGGAAGAAAGAGAUAAAGAAGAGAAUAAGGAAGAGAAUAAUAAAGAAGACGAGAAUAAGGAAGAGAAAAAUAAAGAAGAUGAUAAUAAGGAAGAGAAAAAUAAAGAAGAGGAUAAUAAAGAAGUAGGGAAUAAAGAAAAUAAGGAAGAAGAGGAAAAAGAGAAGAAAGUAGAGAAUGAUAAAAUCCAAAAAUUUGAAGAGAACACUGAAAUUGAAGAUGGAAUUACUGACAAUAAAGGAAAUUCUGAUGAAGGUCCAGAAAUUGCUGAAAGUCAGGAAGCUGAAGAUAAAAAAGAGAGUGGGGAUGGAGAACAACAGGGUUCAAUUCACACAAGUAUUAUGGAAGGUUUGUAUAAGUUGGAUUAUAAAUUAAAAUUUUUGAGAAGAAUGUUAAGAAAAGACAAAAAAAUGAUUAUUCAGAUACAUGCUUUAGGUUAUUUAGUUGAUAGUAUAAAAGAGCAAAUUGUGAGAGAUGUAGCAGCUUUGAAUUCAGUAGUUAAGAUGGAGGCAGAAAACGCCAGUGAAUUAAAUAAGUUACAAUCAAUACAUGACAACCAUGUAAACGAUAAAUUAGAUUUUAUUAAACACGAAAAUAUAGUUCAAGUAAACAAUUGA
Molecule: messenger RNA, 906 nt
Organism: Cryptosporidium ubiquitum
Lineage: Eukaryota; Apicomplexa; Conoidasida; Eucoccidiorida; Cryptosporidiidae
Exons: 1
Coding region: 1-906 (301 amino acids)
Source: RefSeq, a predicted model, not a curated record